AUGCUAACUUUUAUAAAGAAGAAGAUAUUUUCUCGUGGCAAAAUCAACAACAUAGCACAUAUAUGGCUUAUUCAGUCGCAAUAUGAUUUCUCCGAGAAGCUUGUUUCAUUGAAUCACGAUUCUCAACGAGAAAACUCCUGUGAAAUUUCAAAGGGUAUGAUGAACGACCCGAAAGAUAAAGGCGGCAAGACAAUAGUAUUUAACAGCUCGAAAAAUGAGGCGAUGACAUUAAAUGAAAAUUUCAAGACUUUGGUCCGUAAACUGAAAGGCAGUUGGAAAAUUAUAUUGAAUAAAGAAGAGAUAUCUCCUGAAAUUCUUGAAGAUGUUGCACUGUUUAUAUUGCCUGGGCCAAGGGAAAAGUUUACUGAAAGUGAAUUCAAUUGCCUGAAAAAAUUCAUUGAAACAGGUGGCAGUAUUUUAGUGUUGCUUGGUGAAGGUGGUGAAAAGAAUUAUCAUACCAAUAUAAAUUUUCUUUUGGAAGAAUAUGGGAUUAUGGUAAAUAAUGAUGUUGUUGUGCGAACCACAUAUUAUAAGUAUUUUAAUCCUAAAGAAUGCUUGGUUGUGGAUGGUGUUGUUAACCGAGGUGUACUGCACGCAGUUUCACAAAUAUUGCCUCAAUACAGCGACCAUAAAAUCAAAUCUCUAAGUUUUGUGUUUCCAUUUGGAGCUACAUUGAAUGUUGCUCGACCAGCAAUAACAUUGCUCUCAAGUGGCAGUGUUGCCUUUCCAGUUAAUAGACCUGUUGCUGCUGUAUACAGUACCAGUGGAUUUACAAAUAAAAUGCCGGGUGGAAAACUUGCUGUUAUAGGCUCAGUUCACUUUCUUUCUGAUCAGUAUGUUGAUAAAGAAGAUAAUGACAAAAUUAGGGAAAUUAUUUUCAAAUUCCUGACAACUCCAGAAGUUGAACUAAACCCAGUAGAUGCAGAUGACCCUGAGAUUGCUGAUUAUCUGAUGGUACCAGAUACUUCAAUGCUUGCAGAACGUCCUCGUGUGUGUCUGCAAGAACCUACUGAUGAAAUCCCAACUGAUUAUAUCAAACUCUUUAGUAAUAAGUUGUAUGCAAUUCAUACAAGCCUUGUCCCAGAUGCAAUGGAUGCUUAUCCUAUGCUGCAAGUUAAACAUGAACCAUUACGACUCAUAACACCGCAGUUUGAAACACCUUUACCUCUUCUGCAAGCUGCUUUUGUUUAUGUGAGGAAGCUGCUGAUGCCCAAUCAGGCAAAGCACAUUUCUCCAGAGGUGUUUCCACCCUCAUUUCAAGAACUACAACCUCCCCCUUUGGAGCUGUUUGACCUUGACGAUGCCUUCAGUUCUGAACGUUCUCGUCUUGCUCAAUUGGCCAAUAAAUGUGUGGUUGGACUAACGGAGACUGAUGAAGUUGAAACUGAUAGUGCAGACUUGGAGUUUUUUGUUAGAGAAUGUGGCCGUAUCUUAAAUGUAAUAGUUCCGGGUUCAACUGAUCCAGAUGCUAAACAGAUUCUUCACCAGAUAGCAUCACAAGUAGCUGAGUAUAAGAAACUACCUCGUAAUGACUGAGCAAAUAUACGCCAUACAAUAUUGACCUGCUGUCAAGAUUACUAACAAUUUUCUUGCAAAUAUUAUCACUAGUCAGAUUAUCACAGUACAGAAACUCCAGUCUUGUCAGUUAUUCUAGUCAUUGAUUUAUAUCAUGUAAGAAUGCUCUUAUAGAAGAUAAUAUUUUUUUAAGAUCACAAUUAGAUAUCAAAAGUUGCAGAGAUAUACAUGUUCAUAGUCAUUAAUGGUGAAAUAUGCGGUAGAAAGAAAGGAAUUUUUUUGACCUGUGUCUUUAGAUACACUUUUUCACCACCUGUAUAGUUUUGUAAUUUGUUCCACAUUGAAAAUUAAUAAUUGAAAUUUCAGAGCAGUAUAUGUGAAAAUUCUCUAGAAUUUCAAAACGUUUUGAAAAUGAUUUUAUAUUGGAAUUUUUGUAUCUUUAGGAAGUAUAAAAAGAAAAUUUACUUAAACACUGCUGUUGAUUGUAUGGUUAUAGCACAAAAUUUAAUUUAAAAUUGGGCUCAGACAUUUUAUAUUUGUAAUCUUUUAAGGAAUAAGUUCUCUUUGAACUUAUAAUUAGCAUAACCAAAAAAAAAAAAAAAUUAAGUUGGUACAUUUUCAUAUUGAGUUCUACAACCUUGACCAGAUACAGUAAUUCCUUGGCCAGAUACUUGACCAGAUGCAAGUUUUUAUGCACAAACUCUGAGAUAAAUUUUGUAAGCAAACUAGUUUUUAUUUCUCUCUAUUUACAGUUCUUAGUGAAAACAAAGGGGGGAAAGAAAGAAAAACAUGAACUAGUUUUAAUUGAAAAUGAAGUGACCUUGAAUUGUUCUAUAUACUUUUUGUCAUUUUCUUGUUAUGAUAUAAAUAUGUGUAAACACAAUGUGUGUUUUAAUAAAAAUCAUAAGAAAAAAAAA
Molecule: messenger RNA, 2432 nt
Organism: Gryllus bimaculatus (two-spotted cricket)
Lineage: Eukaryota; Metazoa; Arthropoda; Insecta; Orthoptera; Gryllidae
Source: the annotation of a GenBank genome assembly